CUGAUGCUUUACAUACCACACCGCGUGUGUGUAUAUAUAACUACCCCCGCUCUGGCGCCAUUAAGCUUCACGCUCUACUCGCUUCCCUCUCUUCUUGCGUGAGAUAACAACCUAUACUUACAUACACUGUUUGUAAGCUCAUCAACAGUGCAAGUGCUUUGCUACGCCUUUAUUGUUCUAUUGUGACCUAUCGCUAUUUCACGGAUAUUGUCUCUCUUGCUAGGACCUCACUCUCUUCACUGCUGGUUAUAAUCUUGAUGGAGCUGAGCAAGAUGACGCUGGAGAUCUUCUCGAAGCUGGAGCAGAAAUGGCUGUAUGAAGGAAAGAAGACGCGCAUUCUCAGCAUUGACGGCGGGGGAAUCACCGGCAUUGUCGCCGGCGAGUCUUUGAUUCAUCUCGAAGAGCAGAUCCGCGCGAAGUCCGGCGAUUCGAACGCUCGAAUCACUGACUUCUUCGACAUUAUCGCCGGGACUGGAAUCGGAGCAGUGUUCGCGACAAUGCUGACUGCGGAUGACGGUAACGGACGUCCGUUAUUCACAGCAACCGACGCCGUGAAAUUCGUCACCGAGAAGCAUAACUCGCUGUACAAAGCGCAAAGCUCCGGUGUUUUUCACCGGAAGCGCAUGUUCUCCGGCGGAAGCAUGGAGAAAGUGUUGAAACAAGCGUUGACUAGAGAAGACGGCAAGGUAUUGACUCUCAAGGACACGUGUAAGCCUCUCCUCGUGCCCUGCUACGAUCUCAACAGCUCGGCGCCUUUCGUCUUCUCCCGCGCCGACGCUUCUAAUUCGCCCAGCUACGACUUCGAGCUUUGGAAAGUGUGCCGUGCCACGUCAGCGACUCCUUCGCUGUUCAAGCCGUUCAGCUUGAGCUCAAUCGAUGCGAAAACUAGUUGCUUAGCUGUUGAUGGCGGUUUAGUUAUGAACAAUCCGACUGCAGCUGCUGUUACUCAUGUGUUGCAUAACAAGCUUGAUUUUCCUUCUGUUAGUUGCGUUGAAGAUCUCGUGGUUUUGUCUAUUGGUAACGGUCAGUUAACGAGUCCUGCGCAGACUAAACUGCGACGGAAUGGUGGAUGUGUCGCCGAUUCUGUUGUCAACAUUGUUCUCGAAGGCGUUUCCGAGACGAUUGAUCAAAUGCUCGGAAACGCCUUCUGCUGGAACCGCACUGAUUACAUCAGAAUUCAGGCGAAUGAAGGCAACGGCGGAGUGAGAGGAGUGUUGAAGGAGAGAGGAGUGGAGUCUCUGCCGUUCGGCGGGAAGCGGUUGCUGACGGAGACUAACGGCGAGAGGAUCGGAAGCUUUGUGCAAAGGCUGGUUGCUUCAGGGAGGAGUAGUUUGCCACCAAGCCCUUGCAAAGAUAACGGUGUUGAUGUUUUGGUUAAUGGACGUUAGUGUUGUUGCUUGAUUGUUGUUUUUUUUCCGUUUAUGGUAGUUUUUAACUCUUUUAACCCACUCUGUAAGUUUAGCUUUGUUUAAAGGUCUAGUCUACUGAGUAGUGUACUCAUCUGAUCAGGUUACUUUUAACUGUUUGUAUUCCCCCCAGUUAAACAGUACUUACUCCAAUAACACAGUGAUCUGAUCUAUCCAGCA
Molecule: messenger RNA, 1586 nt
Organism: Daucus carota subsp. sativus
Lineage: Eukaryota; Viridiplantae; Streptophyta; Magnoliopsida; Apiales; Apiaceae
Product: probable inactive patatin-like protein 9
Exons: 3
Coding region: 258-1388 (376 amino acids)
Biological process (GO): lipid metabolic process
Source: RefSeq, a predicted model, not a curated record